This is a messenger RNA of Recurvomyces mirabilis, 669 nucleotides long. RefSeq lists its product as uncharacterized. NCBI's taxonomy places the organism in Eukaryota, Fungi, Ascomycota, Dothideomycetes, Mycosphaerellales, Teratosphaeriaceae. The coding region runs from base 1 to 669 and encodes 222 amino acids. The record is from RefSeq and is a predicted model, not a curated record. The transcript is spliced from 2 exons.
AUGGAUUCCGUUUUACAGAGCUUUGCUGCCGGCUUUGGUAGCCUUAAAGACGCAGCUACUGCCUCGAUGCAGCUGGUGAGUCGAAUUUGGACGUGGUGCAUAGAGGAGCACAACGGUAAACGUCGCAUUGACAGCUGCUUGGCCAGGUUUGGUAUCCUCAUCGCCCUCAUCGGUCUCCCAACCGGCGUCGUACUGCAGUUGCGAGGCAACGAACAAGCUCGCCUGGGCAACAUAUUAGCUUGGGGCAACAUGUGUUUGGCAGAUGGCAUCAGUAAUACAACAAGAGCAUUCUGUCAUCAAAAUGAGCCAAGGACUGUUGAGAUCGAGCGUGCAUCGCGAUCGAGCUGGAGCCAUGUUCCACAACUGGACGUCUGCAUCUCGUCAAUAUUCGCAAUGAAGUCGACCAAAGCUUGCGUCAGAUUCUUCAUUUUCAAACCUGACUCAAGUCCUAUACUGGACAUGCUAGAAUAUUCGGAAACAGUCUUCAGGCUCGUGGCCGUUCGCGCCCUGCGACCAAGACCUCUCAACGUCAUCGUAGAGGCCUUCUACGCCGCUCCUUGCACUUCUGCAAGCACGCUAUGCACACACCUCGGUGUCAUAUCUGCCAUCGCGGCGGUGGUGCUCACACCAACCGUUUUGUGGAACCAUGUGAAGGUAGGACACAGUUGA